AUGCACCCCGAGGCCUCGGAGCCCGCGGAGGACGCGGCGGCCGAGCUGGACCGCGCGCAGGAGCCGGGCGUGGAGGAGUCCGCGGGUGACCACCGGGACGCGGGCCAAGGGGCCCGCAAAGAAGAAAUUAAUGAUCCUAAGGAAAUAUGCAUGGGUGUUUCUGACACUGCCUACCAAAACCAGCAGAAACAGAGUGGUGAUAGUGCAUCAGACAGUCAAUUAACACACCCAAGAGAGGACAAGGAUGAUCGGGGCCCCAGAAUGACUAAACAUUUCCUGCAGAAACUCUGCAAGCAACACAAGCUUUACAUCACCCCAGAGUUGAAUGAUACUCUGUAUUUGCACUUCAAAGGUUUUGACCGCAUCGAGAACCUGCAGGAGUACACGGGCCUGCGCUGUCUCUGGCUGGAGUGCAAUGGGAUACAGAAGAUCGAGAACCUGGAGGCGCAAACAGAACUGCGUUGCCUCUUCUUGCAAGUGAAUCUACUUCAUAAGAUUGAGAACCUGGAGCCUCUGCAGAAACUGGAUGCUCUUAACCUGAGCAACAAUUACAUCAAGACCAUCGAGAACCUCUCCUGCCUCCCCGUGCUGAACACACUGCAGAUGGCCCACAACCACCUGGAGACCGUGGAGGACAUUCAGCACCUGAGGGACUGCGCAAAGCUUUGCGUCCUUGACCUUUCCCAUAAUAGACUGAGGGACCCGGAGAUCCUGGGCAUCCUGGAGAGCAUGCCUGACCUGCGUGUGCUGAAUUUGAUGGGAAACCCAGUUAUCAAGCACAUUCCUAAUUAUCGAAAGACAGUCACUGUUCGCCUGAAGCACCUGACCUACCUGGAUGACAGACCAGUUUUUCCAAAGGACAGGGCCUGCGCGGAGGCCUGGGCCCGGGGAGGGUACGCGGCCGAGAAGGAGGAGAGGCAGCUGUGGGAGAGCAGGGAGCGGAAGAAGAUGGAGGACAGCCUGGAGGCCUUGGCCAUGAUCAAGCGGCGGGCAGAGGAGAGGAGAAGAGAGAAAGAAGGGGAGAAGCCAUCUCCAGACAGUGGGGACAGAAAGGAGGAGGCUCCACAGGACGGAGAAACACAACAGAAAAUGGAGUUAUUUGUGACAGAAAGCUUCGAGGCCAAGGAUGAGCUGUUCCCAGAGAAGCCGAGUGGAGGAGAGGGGUGGCCUGCAGAGGGGACGGAAGCCGAGGAGCCAGUGGGGAGCCUUCCCGUGCAGGCCCCAGCACCCCCAGGAGCAGCCAGGGGAGAGUCAGCCUCCCAGGUGGCAGAGACUGCAGGUGUGCUGGUGAUGGAACUCAGUGGGCCUGGAACUGAAGCUUCAGCCACCACGAAGCCAGAGGCCCAGAAGUUCUUCAUGGAUGACCUGCCGGACCUGGAAGACGUGGAGGACACAGGCGCAUCUCUGGAAGUCCAGGACAAGGUUUGCAGAGUAAGUGUUCAGACACCCUUCUCUCAACAGGAAAGGUGCUCUCCAAAGAUUGAGGCCAUUUCGAGCUUACGUGACAACGGUGACCAUGACCUGGACAAUGUGUCUCCAGAGCUGGACAGCAGGCCCACAGACACCCAGUCACACAUAUUCGCAGUCUCUAGAGGUACCUCGAAGGAGGCCGAGACCCCUUUUACAAACAUACUUAAGAAAGAAACUAUAAAGGCCUUGGGAACCCCACGUCAAGUCCCCGAGUCCCCAAGGGUGCUUAUUCAGGAGAUUAGUGGCCAYGAGACCUCAAGCCAACUCCUCGUGCCCUCCUGCUGGAGCGACGCUGCUUCUGCUCCUUCCAGCGAAAGUGGAGACAGACACCUCCCYGCAGCCCCUCCAUCAGGUAAGGCCACUGCGUUGCAGGUCCACAGCGCUGCUGGGCAUGCUGAGCCGUGAAGGCUGGGUGGGCCCAGGGAGCU
Messenger RNA from Urocitellus parryii (Arctic ground squirrel), 1898 nucleotides. The record is from RefSeq and is a predicted model, not a curated record. Lineage: Eukaryota; Metazoa; Chordata; Mammalia; Rodentia; Sciuridae.